This is a messenger RNA of Gopherus evgoodei (Goodes thornscrub tortoise), 3687 nucleotides long. RefSeq names its product sorting nexin 18 (gene SNX18). Bases 37 to 1842 code for a protein of 601 amino acids. Gene Ontology annotation, cellular component: plasma membrane; cytoplasmic vesicle. Gene Ontology annotation, molecular function: phosphatidylinositol binding; protein binding. Gene Ontology annotation, biological process: endocytosis; mitotic cell cycle; plasma membrane tubulation. The record is from RefSeq and is a predicted model, not a curated record. The transcript has 2 exons. NCBI's taxonomy places the organism in Eukaryota, Metazoa, Chordata, Testudines, Testudinidae.
GGGCAGGGCUGGGUCCGGCCCCUGCCCGGCGGGGCCAUGGCGCUGCGGGCCCGGGCGCUCUAUGACUUCAGGUCGGAGAACCCGGGGGAGAUCUCGCUGCGGGAGCACGAGGUGCUGAGUCUCUGCAGCGAGCAGGACAUCGAGGGCUGGCUCGAGGGGGUCAACAGCCACGGCGACCGCGGCCUCUUCCCGGCCUCUUACGUGCAGGUGAUCCGGGCUCCGGCCGCCGAGCCGCCCGCCCCUGCCGCCGGGGCCCGCUACGCCAACCUGCCCCCCGGCGGCUUCGAGCCCCUGGUGCCCCCGGCUGCCUUCAGCGCGCCCGUCCAGCAGCUCCCCCCUCCGGCGGCGGCCGAGCCCUUCCAGCUGCCGCCCGCGCCCUACAGCGGCUCCUACCAGCCCGGCCAGGGCAGCGACGACGACUGGGACGAUGACUGGGACGACACCUCCACGGUGGCGGACGAGCCCGGCGUACUGGACAGCUCCUACCCGGACUACGAUGCGGCGGGGGGCGGCGGCCCCGCCUCAGCCCGGUACCGCCUCUCCACGCGCUCGGACCUCUCGCUGGGCUCCCGCAACAGCCAGCAGCCCGGCCACCCGCACCACCACCCCGGCGGCGGGGCCAAGAGCUCAGCCACGGUGAGCCGCAACCUCAACCGCUUCUCCACCUUCGUGAAGUCGGGCGGGGAGGCUUUUGUACUGGGCGAGGCCUCUGGCUUCGUGAAGGACGGGGACAAGCUGUGUGUGGUGCUGGGCCCCUGGGGGCCCGAAUGGCAGGAGAACCCCUACCCCUUCCAGUGCUCCAUCGAGGACCCCACCAAGCAGACCAAAUUCAAGGGCAUGAAGAGCUACAUCGCCUACAAGCUGGUACCCAGCCACACCGGGCAGCAGGUGCACCGCCGCUACAAGCACUUUGACUGGCUCUACGGGCGCUUGGCAGAGAAGUUCCCUGUCAUCUCUGUGCCCCACCUGCCUGAGAAGCAGGCCACGGGCCGCUUUGAGGAGGACUUUAUCUCCAAGCGUCGCAAGGGCCUGGCUUGGUGGAUGGACCACAUGUGCAGCCACCCGGUGCUGGCUCAGUGCGAUGCCUUCAGGCACUUCCUCACCUGCCCCAGCACCGAUGAGAAGGCCUGGAAGCAGGGCAAGCGCAAAGCUGAGAAGGACGAGAUGGUGGGCGCCAACUUCUUCCUGACCAUCAGUGUCCCCACCGGCCCUGCAGCUGUCCUGGAUCUACAGGAGGUGGAGAGCCGGGUGGAUGGCUUCAAGAGCUUCACCAAGAAGAUGGAUGAGAGCACCAUGCAGCUCACCCACACCGCCAAUGAGUUUGCCCGUAAGCAGGUCACUGGUUUCAAGAAGGAGUACCAGAAGGUGGGGCACUCCUUCAAGGGCCUCAGUCAGGCCUUCGAGCUGGACCAGCAGGCCUUUUCUGCCAACCUCAACCAAGCCCUUGCCUUCACGGGGGAAGCUUACGAUGCCAUUGGGGAAUUCUUUGCAGAGCAGCCCCGACAGGACCUUGACCCUGUGAUGGAUUUGUUAGCACUAUAUCAGGGGCAUCUGGCCAACUUCCCAGACAUCAUCCAUGUCCAGAAAGGAGCCCUUACCAAAGUAAAGGAGAGUAAGCGGCAUGUGGAAGAAGGGAAGAUGGAGGUCCAGAAGGCUGAUGGUAUUCAAGAUCGCUGUAACAUUAUUUCUUUUGCCACCUUGGCAGAAAUUCAUCAUUUCCACCAAAUUCGAGUGAGGGACUUUAAGUCACAAAUGCAACAUUUCUUAAAACAGCAAAUACUUUUUUUCCAAAAAGUGACGCAAAAGUUAGAAGAAGCUCUUCACAAGUAUGACAGUGUUUAAUCUCCUAACUUUGAAUUGUGGACUGUUCAGAGUAUGAGAGUGAUUUAAGCAGCAGAGUCAAAAUCGCUGUUAUAGAGGAACUGUUGCCAACUGUUGGUGGUACAAGAAUGGUUUUGUGUUCAUCUGGAGUCCCAGCUGAAUCUCUAAUUAAGUUAGAAGGAAAUGGUUAAUAUGACUAUGUAAUAGAAACAGUACCACACAUUGUAACUAAGUUAUGCUGUUUAUGCCUACACUACCAUUGUAACUUUUUUGAAAUAAUGAUUAUACUAUUUGCCUUAUUGCUUUUUGAAGUAUGAUAUUUUAGUACAUACUUUGUAGACCUUGAAACCUUUUGGGUCUUUAAGAAAGCUGGCUAGAUAAAAGCCUGCUUCAGAUGCCUUUUUAUUCUCCUAGAUUUGGAUUUCCUAAAUUGAACCAAUUCUCUGUUUACAAACUCCUGCUAGAGCAGCUAUGCGACUUUGUGCCUUUAGACUUUUGAUUUUUCCUUUUCUAGUAAGCCACAUUUUUAUGACUGAAUGAAGGGUUGGUGCCUGUGACAGGAACAGAUUGUGAAAUCUCAUAUUGACUGAAAUAAUCAGCUGCCACCAUCUAAUUGGCACAGCAAGUAUUGUCCUGUGAUAAAUGUUGGCUCAAAAAAGCAGGAUUUAAAAUCAAUUCACACUUUCUUAGAAUUGAAAAUGAAGACUAUUUAUUACAUUUGCCAGAACCUUAAAAAUACAAGUGAAGAGUACAGCACCAGUGUAUUCCCUUUCUUACCAUGAUUACAUAGUGAGGAAUUUUAUGUUAGAAUACAUUAUUGUGAGUAGAGACUGGAGACCUAAUCUAAUGGAAGCAGAGGAAUGAAAUGUGUCAAGGGAUCGUGUAUACAGGCAAAGUGACUAGCACUUGUUUGUGUACUUGAUAGCUGGAGAUGAUUGCUCAUUGUUUGGCUGUUGGUUCAGUGUAAAUUCAAAUACAGACCUACAUGGUCAAUUGAGACUCUACUGUGAUUCACUGGUUUAUUCAGUCACAAAUUUUCAGGGAUGUUCAGUGGUAUAAAUGGUUUGAAAGCAGUCAUGGCUGAACUGACUAGGAAACAGGAAGCAUUUCUUAUGUUUAUAACACCCAGUUAGAAAUUAACUAAACGAUUGUCUUACUUUUUUGUAUAAGGAUUUUUGCAAAGUUGAUUGUGUGUAUACACACACAAACACUGUCUCAAAAUAACAGUUGUCUGAGCUAAACCAAGGAAAUCAGACUGAACUUUAUCCUUAACCUACCAGUUCACUUUCUGAAGAUCACUAUGAGAAUAUUUUUCCUUUAUCUUGUCUCCUUCCUGUAAACAAAAACCAACGAAACUGAAUUUAAUUUACACACACGUAAAGAGCUAUCUUAAAACAAACAAAAACCAGGAAACUAGGCAGUUGGGGUAUCAUGCAAAUGGGGGUCUCUGGAGGGAGCGGUCAGAGAACAAGGAACGGGGGGGCCAAAGCAAGUUUGAUAUAACGCGAUCUCACCUAUAACAUGGUGAGAUUUUUGGUCUCCCGAGGGUCGCGUUAUAUCGGGGUAGACGUCUACUUAAGAGAGUGGUGGGUUAGGUUUGGAGUUUCAGCCUGUGCUUGGUUAAGCCAGAUACUGUUUUAAUAAAUAUUUAUGUGGUAAUUAAUUAUAUGAGGCUGUAGUCAAAUUCAUUCAGCUUCAGCAGUUAAAAGACUUCUCAGAAAAUUACAUUAGUCCAAUUAAAGAUUUUAGGAACUUAACAGUACUGAAAUGUUCAUAUCCAAGAGAAAAUGAAGCUGUUAUAUUAUAUACAGUACAACAUCAGAACGGUACAGUUUCCACAAAUAAACUGUCAUGCCCUUCCUCUCA